Entamoeba invadens IP1 is the source of this 1104-nucleotide messenger RNA. RefSeq lists its product as hypothetical. Lineage: Eukaryota; Evosea; Mastigamoebida; Endamoebidae. The record is from RefSeq and is a predicted model, not a curated record. The transcript has a single exon. The coding region runs from base 1 to 1104 and encodes 367 amino acids.
AUGCGUUGUUCUAUUCAAAUCAUAGUACCUUAUGUAUUUCUCUUUUUUAUAUUGUUUUAUUUGUGCUUUUUCCUUCACACAAAUGGUAGACAUCGCUUUGUAUAUGAAGAAAUUUUGAACAACCAAUCCACUGUAAUAGCACCACAGCAGAAUAACCCUUCUUUUCCAAUUCCAGUUGGAGUUUUUCAUCAACCUGAGUUUCACAACAAAAUUAUUGACCUUCGUACAUUCAAUUAUGAGGGGAAAUGCAGAGAGCCAUUCCAAUAUCAACAAAACAACAAACGCGAUUUGUGGUUGACUGCGGUUGGUUUUAAAAAUCACGGGUACUGGCUGAAUAACAAGAAUGAGAUAUUACUGUCAUAUGCACUUGCCAACUCUACAAUUCCGAAUGCAGAUCGUGUCCUCUUAUUGAUGCCUGGUAUUCAUAUUAACAACUUUGUUGAACUUACAGAGAGUUAUGGCAUUCGUGUGGUCAACGCCACUCUUCCGCGCAUUUACAAUAUUGAAAAGUGCCAAGACGCUUCAAAGAGGAUGUUUGCAUUUCACGACUUUGUAUUGCACAAUCGAGAGAAAUACGAUCGAAUACUUAUCAGUGACCACAGAGACGUCUUCAUUUUUGCAGACUUUUUUGAGACGUUUUCAAAAGAGGAAUUGGUCUUCACUGCGGAGUGCGGGAGAUAUAAAGACUGGUGCUUGGAUUUCAACAGUGGCCCCGAUGCUUAUAGGUGGAUGGCCCAUACGUAUGGGGUAAAUGCAGCAAAUGAAUAUAGAAAGAAUAAUUCUAUAUAUAUCAAUGUGGGGACUAUUUUCGGAGGGACGGGGAGGAUUUUGAAGUACUUGGAUUUGAUGGUCAAGUCAUUAGUACCAGCGAAAUGGGAUGCUUGGGGACAUGACCAAACUGUACACGACUUCGUGUUCUACUCGUACUUUUUUCAAAGGGAAAAUGUGACGAUGGAAAGAUGUUCACAAAGAUUUUGUUUCUUGGAAAAGAAACCAAUGGGAUAUGACGCAAAGAACAAAACUUUGAUGAAUAUAUAUACAGGCUGCGCGCCAGUUAUGAGACAUAAAGUACCACAGAUAUACACUGGAAAAAAUAAAAAAUAA